Messenger RNA from Archocentrus centrarchus (flier cichlid), 914 nucleotides. RefSeq names its product zinc finger, CCHC domain containing 17 (gene zcchc17). Bases 162 to 905 code for a protein of 247 amino acids. Gene Ontology annotation, molecular function: RNA binding; zinc ion binding. The transcript has 7 exons. Gene Ontology annotation, biological process: RNA stabilization. The record is from RefSeq and is a predicted model, not a curated record. NCBI's taxonomy places the organism in Eukaryota, Metazoa, Chordata, Actinopteri, Cichliformes, Cichlidae.
GAUUGGUCGAAGUUUGCACCGGCUAUGGUGAUUGGUUGAUUAUGAGGCGCAGAUUAGCCGCUGUGCGUGAAGAAACGUUUUGAACCGGAUGUAAAACAACAGUCGUACCAAUGCGAAAGUCUUCUAGACUCAGUUAUUGGUAAACGUGACCUUUGGACACGAUGUCUGACCGUGACCGCCGAACAUCAGAGCCGGCUGGGCUGGACGGUCUGCCGCCGUUGUACAGCAUUGCCAAAGGAGAGGUGGUUUCUGUGCAAACAUAUGGAGCAUUUGUCCGACUGCCAGGAUACAAGAAGGAAGGUCUGGUACAUGUGAGUGAGAUGUCAGCUUCCCGGGUUGAGAGUGCUUCAGAGAUUGUGGACGUGGGGGAACAUGUAUGGAUUAAAGUCAUAGGGAGAGAGAUUCAGGGUGACAAGGUGAAGCUGUCCUUCUCCAUGAAAGCUGUUAAUCAGGGAACAGGGCGGGACUUGGACCCCAACAAUGUUAAUGCGGAACAGGAUGCAAGGCGGCGUAAGCAGUUCAGAGACCAAACCAGCAACAGGAUCACGCUGGAGGCUGUGCUCAACACCACAUGUUCAAAGUGCGGCUGCAAGGGUCACUUUACAAAGGACUGUUUCUCUGCUCCUGGCCUGCAGUACGCUCUUUUGCCAGAAGAGGACGAUGAAGAGCCACAGCAGCAAACCUCUAAAGUCACACCACAUCAAGAUUCAGACAAAAAGAAGAAAAAGAAGGAAAAGAAGGCGAAGAAGAAGAGUAAGAAGAGGGAGAGGAAGGAGUCCGAGAGUGACAGCAGCAGCGGCGGCAGUGAAUGCAAAUCCAAGAGGAGGCGCCAGGAGCACGAUCGUGACAGAGAGGACAAGAAGAAGAAGAAACACAAAAAGCAUAAAUCACACAAACACAGCUGAGAAACACGC